Cadophora gregata is the source of this 771-nucleotide messenger RNA. RefSeq lists its product as uncharacterized. NCBI's taxonomy places the organism in Eukaryota, Fungi, Ascomycota, Leotiomycetes, Helotiales, Ploettnerulaceae. Bases 1 to 771 code for a protein of 256 amino acids. The record is from RefSeq and is a predicted model, not a curated record. The transcript has 2 exons.
AUGGCUACUUCGAGCAACGGCCUACUAGCUACGAAUCCUACAGCACCUCCUACACCAAGGCCAAGCAAGACGUGGCGCAGGCCUUAUAGUGAGAAAAUGCGAGAAAGAAUUGAAAGAAUAUCUUGCCAAACUCUCGAGGGCAAGGAUAGAAAGCUUCACGAGCUAUUUAGAUUCGAUCUUAUGCGGAACGAACUUAUGGACCUGAUGAGCCAAGACGGGUUCUUUCCGGGCUUCACGGAAGCACAAAAGCUGUGGUAUAUUGAUGCUGCAUUAUAUGACAGGUUUAUCUUACCCCAAACAGUAGGCGGUAUCAAAUUCCAAUAUUCUUGCCCACCAGACUCAUUUCAGCUCUCGCCGAUGGCGGAGAAACCGGGAUUUGGGAAACCAACAAUCAAAAAGGAAAAGAAAGAUGGCCAUUCUAUGGAUGAAAGUGUUCGCCCCUGGUCAGAAGGAAGCAGAUGGGGAGCGAGUCCAAAGCAGCCCAUCCUCCCCAAACCCGUUACGAGUAUCAAGACAGAGGAUGGUACUCCACAGAUUUCUCUGAAAGAUAUCUCAAUUCACGGUAAUACUGUUCAACCAGUUCCUCGAGAAGCCAAAACUGCUUCUGCUUCACCAAACCAGGGCAAUUCAUCCAAGGAUGAUGCUAACGAACAAGAUUGUGCGAGUUCUGCUGAUGGACUUGGAAAGACUCAAGCUAGCUUAGGUGUUCUUGACGAUUCCGGUCCUAAGAAUGGUCAGCUCAUCAAAUUGGAAAUAGAGGACGUCCAGUGA